AUAAGUUUCAAAUUAUUUUCAUUACAAAUUAUGUCUACAUUUAAUUUUACCGGUGAAAUGAUUAACGCGACGGUAUUCUUGUGUUGAAUUAGGUACUAAUAAUUAUUAUGUUAAACACUACGAUGAAUCAUUUUCUAAAAAAAAUAUUAAUCCAAACAAUCGUUCGUCAAUACAGUGUGUCGAAGAAAAAUGGAAAAGUAAUGUUUUAUAACACCUACAUCAACUUGUACUUACGAUACAUUUUUUUCAGCCAAUUCGUAAUCAUCUCAAACAAAAUUCAAAAUUUCUGGAUUCUCUGAGGGUUCACGUGAGAGGUGGAGCCGGUGGUUUUGGUUUUCCCAAAUAUGGGGGCGAAGGUGGCAAAGGAGGAGACGUAUGUUUGGUCGCUACAGAAGGUAAAUUGUGAUGUAUUUUUAUUUACAUUAUUUGGCUAGUGGAUUUUCGGCUAUUUAUUGUAUUUUCAAUUUAUUAGAUAUGACAUUGAAAGAUUUUUUAAGAAAAUGUCCACAGAAAAGAAUACGCGCCGAAAUGGGUGGCAAUAGUCAUUCCAGAUGUAUACUGGGUCCAAUUGGAGAAGAUAAAAAAGUUAACGUACCCGUAGGAAUCACUGUUUACGACGAUCAAAAUGUUUUAAUCGGCAAGUAAUUUCUUUAAUUUUGUACUUAAUGUAUCACAUAGAAAUCUGACAAAUGGAAUAACUGUUGUUCUGUUCAAUAACUAUUUUUACGUUUAUUAUUUUUUGUUUUCUAAUAAUUUUUAUGCCAUGAUUACCUAUUAUAUUUUAUAUUUGUUUUGAACUGAAAAUACAUAAUUUCUAUCUAUUUAAAUAUGUUUGUACAUAAUCCAAGAUAAAUGUUGGCAUUAUAAAUAUUAACUAAUGUGUCGGUAAUAUUCUGUAAUUUUUUUUUAUUUCCUUAACUAACUAAUAAUUUAAAUAUAAUAACGAAUAUUAUUGUAUUAUACUAUGAGUACUUUUUUAUGGAAACAUUGAUAAAUCUGUUGGUAUGAUUCAUUAGUAACCAUGAAAACAAUUUAAAUUAUUGUAAACUUCAAAAAUGUUCAGGAAUUUAGUGAAUAUUUAUUAAACAUUUGUUAUACUAACAUGAAUUAAAUUACUAUCUUAGAUUUUACUAAGAAAAUGUCUUUUCUUUUUAGAUUUAAAAAAUAUAUAUAAGAAUCAUAACGAAAGACUCGAAUAAUUAUUCCAAAAAAUAAAAAGAAAAAAUCAUACAAAUAUUGAACAGAAUAAAAGAUAUUGUAUUUAUCAGAUUUAUAUGAGACAUUCUAAUCAUUCUAUAAUAUAUCAAUGUUACAAAACAUCUUGAUUAGUUUUUUGUUAGGACCCAGUUGGUAAAUAUAUGGUAGGAUAUAAAUUGCUGAUUUAUUAAAAAUAAUAAUAAUUUUACUGUAAUUAGUUGUUUUUUCUAUAUACUGAUAAGAUUAUUUGUACAAAUUAGAAUACAAAAAUGUGUACAAGUCUAAUAUAGGAACGGUCUAUCUAUUUUUUAUAAUCUAUGUUCAGCAAUAAAAAAAAGGUUUGCCUAUUAUAAUGCCUAACAUGAUAAAUGCCAUCUUUCCUUUAUUUCAGUUACAUCAGUAGUUCUAAUGCUAUAUUCACUAUUAUACAUUUUCUCAUCAAAAAUAAAAAAUAAUUAAAAUAAUAGAUGUUUGUCAUUACCGUUAUUGUUAUUAUUUAUUAUAGUUGAUUUUAAUGAGAGUACACUCAGUAUUCUACAUUUUCUUCAAUUUUAUAAGAUUUGAAAAAAAUUUGUUUACCUUUUAAUAAUAAGAAUAGGUAGUAGACUAGACACCAUUUACCUAUUGCCCAUACCUAUUUAAAAAGAAGGGGUAUGGCUAUUAUUACAAUGUUUAUGAACAUAGAUAGAUAUCUGAUAAAAUUUGUAAUACAGUAGUUCAAUUUCGUAGGAUUUAAGAAUUUAUGAAAAUAAAACUAUUACUUUUGUAUAAAAUAAAUUUGUCAAUUCUCCAUGGUACCUAAUUUAAUACAAAAUGUGAUUCAAAUGAUACAAAGUAAACUUGAUAUUAUCAUUAACUAUUAUCCUCAUAUAUGUUUAAAUUUUUAAUCAAACCACAGGGAGUAUCUAAAUUAUUGUCAAGCUUUUGAUAAAUAUUUCAUAGUAAGUGCAAUAUCCUUAACUCUUUAAUAUAACUUAACUAUUUAUUAAAACUUUUAACAUCAAACUAUUUACAGGUGAUUUGAAUGAGGCAAAUUCUGAAUUGCUUGUGGCCAAAGGAGGAUCAGGUGGAAAUAAGACAAACGGAUAUUGUGGUGUUAAAGGAGAAAGUCGAUCUGUCAAACUUGAACUUAAGUUAAUUGCCGAUAUUGGUCUUGUCGGAUUUCCUAACGCUGGAAAAUCAACAUUACUAAAAGCUAUUUCUAAUGCCAAGCCCAAAAUCGCAUCAUAUCCAUGUUAGUGAUGGUCUAACAAAAGUAAAUUUUGUUGUAUAGUAAUUAUUUGACAAAAUUACAGUUACGACCAUUAGACCAAAUAUUGGUGUUAUGUUAUAUGAUGAUUUACGACAAAUAUCAAUGGCAGACUUACCGGGACUCGUAGAAGGUGCUCAUUGUAAUAUUGGAAUGGGUCAUCGAUUUCUCAGACACGUAGAAAGAACAAAAUUACUUGUUUUUGUUGUUGAUAUAACUGGUUUUCAAUUAAGCCCUAAGUAUAAGUUUCGAUCUUGUUUGGAUACAGUGGUCUUACUAAAUAAAGUUUGUUUUUUUCUUCUUGAAGUAUUGUAUUAUUAUAAAGUAAUCUGAUAAAAACAUUAACUAUUGAUACAACUAUUUAUUUUAUAGGAACUUGAAUUAUACAAAAAAGAACUUCUAGACAAACCUGCUCUAUUAGUGAUUAACAAAAUGGACACUGAAGGCGCUAAAGAAAAAUAUUUAGAAAUUAAAGACCAAUUAGAAAAUUUAGAUGGUAGACAUUUUAUCUUGUAUUUAAUGUUAAGCAGUUAAAUAUUACUAAAAUUUUCAUAUAAAAUAAAUUAUUUUCAGAUGCUAUUUCGUCAUAUCCAGAUGAAAUAAAAUCGUCAAAAGCCAUUAAAUUUGAUAAAAUUUUAAAAAUAUCUGCCAAAAACGAGCCAGAUGAUAUAAAACGAGUAAAAACAGUAAUUAGAGAACUUUUAGAUGUAAAUGAAGAAUUAAAUAACAACAUAGAAAAUAAUAUAUCUUUACAAAAUCUUAAAGACCAAUUGAAAGAACGUGGGCCUGUACUAGUUUGAGUGAUAUUUAAAUUUAUUUUUACAAU
This is a messenger RNA of Cinara cedri, 3272 nucleotides long. The record is from the annotation of a GenBank genome assembly. NCBI's taxonomy places the organism in Eukaryota, Metazoa, Arthropoda, Insecta, Hemiptera, Aphididae.